ACCAAUGAUAUACUGCAACAGAGAUUCGCUUGCCUGUUCUAGGUAGUUGUUAAUUUUAGGGGGUGAAUAUAAGUUGUUCUCUGUGCUAAUAUAUACCAAGAUCAACGAAAAUGUCGUCUGAUGAUGAAGAGGAAGGGCAACAACUUUGGUCCAUGGAUGAUGAUGAAGGACCAAUGCCAGAACCAGGCGCUCCUACUGCACCACAAGCUGAUGAAGAGAUCAACAACCAGGAGAAGAAACCCGACGUGCUAUCAACAAAAAAGGAGGAGACACCCCUGGCGCAGCCAAAACAAAAGGACCAGGAGAUACCCCAGGAUUUCACAACGAUGAAGACGAAGGUGAGCAAAGCGAUUGCUCACUGGCCCGCAGAGCUGCCAACCAUCUGCGAGGUCCCCGGGGACCUCGCCGAGGGAAACAAGGGCGCGUACACCCCCAAAGUGGUCUGCAUCGGUCCGCUCUUUGACAGCCAGCGCGGCACGGCCCGCAUGCUCAGGAUGGAGGACUACAAGUGGUGUUGCGUCCGCAAGCUCAUCGUGGGGCGCCAGCGGCCGGUCGCCGCCUGGUCGCCGGAGGUUCAUGAGCCGUUGCUUCUCAACUGCUUCAACAUGAUGAUGGGCCUCGCACCGCGAGUUCGUGCCGCCUACAGCACAAUUUCUUCUUCCUCCAAUGUCUUGGGCAGCAUGACCAAUGAGGAUCUGGCUAUGAAGAUGCUUAUGGACGGUUGCUUCGUGCUCCGACGACUGCUCAAGUACAAUCGGACGGCCGAAGAUGAUGAGGACGAGUGGACCCAACGGUUAGGCCGGUGUUGGGUGUGGGGAACCGUGAAGCGUGAUCUGCUGCUGCUCAGCAACCAGGUCCCCUUCUUCGUCCUCCAAGAGCUCUACAAGCAGAUCAAUACUAGCGGCGACAGUUGCGACCUUGUCAACGGCGGCCUCCAGCUGUUGAGCUCGCUCCACCCUCGCCGUCUGCACUCCGCACCCAUCGCCUGCAAGGAUGUGCACCACCUCCUCCACCUAUUCUACCUCUCCAUCGACUUCCCGUUGGGCCAGGAGCCCACUGCUCCUCUUGAUCCCAACGAGUCAUCCAUACUAUUGGAGGCGGAGGCUGAGCUCACCCACUGGCUACCGUGCGCCAAGGAGCUAGAGGAGGCCGGCGUUGAGUUCAAACCACGGACAAGGAAGCAUGGCGCCACCACCAGCUUUCUGGACAUCAGGUUUCGGAAGGGCAAGCUAGAGAUCCCGCCGCUGCAGCUAUUCGACUACAGCGAGCCCUUGUUCCGGAACCUGAUCGCGUUCGAGCAGACCUACCUGGGUACGCCGGGCCGCAUUACAGCUUACUUCAUCUUCAUGGACUGCCUCCUGAAGACCGCCCAAGACGUGCGGCUCCUCCACCGGUGUGGGGUGCUGGUCAACCACAUGAACGGCAAUAGGGCAGAUACUGCCAUGGAGUUCUUCAGCCGUCUCUGUGCGGAGGUGCACACCUCUGCAAGCCGCAACUACCUCGCUGGCGUCAUGGAGGAAGUAGCCAGGUACCAAAGCAGGCGCUUGCCCACCUGGCGUGCCGCUCUGGUGAGCGGCUACUUCACCAACCCGUGGGUGACUACCUCCGUCAUUGCCUCUGCUAUCUUGCUCGUCCUCACCGUGCUGCAGUCCUACUACUCUGUCGCCGCCUACUACAAAUAAUUAAUAACAUCAGCAAAGCACCACCCAUCCAUGCACAAAUAAAUAAAUAAUUCGAGCCUGAGAGGCUGCGUAGCACAAUUGUUUCACACGCUAAUUAAUUCCUUUUGUGUGCACUGUCAUGUCCGUCGAAAACUGUUACUUCUACUUGUUAUGUAUCUGACGUUAAAUUACAUAAACAGUUAUCUACUCUACGUAAUAAAAUUGUGACUUUCUUGUA
Molecule: messenger RNA, 1899 nt
Organism: Brachypodium distachyon (stiff brome)
Lineage: Eukaryota; Viridiplantae; Streptophyta; Magnoliopsida; Poales; Poaceae
Product: UPF0481 protein At3g47200
Exons: 3
Coding region: 111-1682 (523 amino acids)
Source: RefSeq, a predicted model, not a curated record